GUGGCUAUUUUAGAAUUUGCUCAAUAAAUUCCUGAUUAGUCUGUAAAAUUUGUGUGUCGGUGGAAAAAUGGAUGAUUUAUUCAAGUGUAUUUGCGAUUUUGGUGAAAAUCAUUAUUGGCUUCGCUGUUUUUUGAAACAAGUUGCUUUUUUUAUAAAACGUGUUUUGGCCUGUCCAGUAUUGUUUCAUUCUGGUCACACGCAAUAUCAUGACGAUAUUAUCAAAAUCGCCAUAUGGAAAGAUAUUGCAUACGAUUACAAGGGAAAGUUCACACAAAAUGAUAGUUCUGAUGCCGAGUGCGAAGAUGUCUGCACCCUUAAAAUGGCACAAAAAUGCGCCCAGCACCAAGUAAUGCGUGUUGUCAAGUUGUUGAAUUCAAAAUCGAUGGAUCUGCAACGAAAUCGAUUGGACCUGAACAGUGUUGAACGACAAGAGGUUCGCGACAAUGAAUUGAUCGAUUUUUUACAUCAAGUCGCAUUUAUUUUCGAAUGCAUUUUGGCCAAUCCGGUACUGUACGAUCGCAAACAUGAACAUCACCAGAACGAACGAUUCAAGUUUAAGACAUGGGAUGAGAUCUGUGCUCUUGUUUAUCAAAAAAUUCAAAGCGAUGGCUUUUGGCUUGGAGACGAGGAUACUCGAUUCGAGAUCAAGCAUACCCAGAAAACUAUCGAACAUCUUUUGUACCGCAUCGCCUUUCCGUUGAACAAGAGCCGCAAUGCAGCGCAGGUUUUGAAAAAGAUGGCCGCUGAUAUUCCGCUGAGCUCCGACAUGGAGUAUAACAGCGAUGACAACGAUAGUGUCUCUGGACAAAAACACAAACGACCAGUCACGAUCAAUAUUGCACCAAGUACAUCUGGAUCACAAGCGAUCAAAAUCAUUAUAUGCAAUGGUCUUGAUCCGAAGAUGAAUGAAUCGAAGACGGAGCAUGAUAGCAGUUCAGAAAUGGAUACAACCGUCGAAGAAAACUCGGUAACAGUUGAACGUGUAGAUGGAAACUCUAAUUGGAAAGGUCAUGCUUCAAAACAUGUGGUCGAUAAGGAGCGAAGCCAUGAUGACCAUGAUGAGACCAUGAAGCGAAAACAUUCGGAAAAUGAAAGUUAUCAUGAACAUAGCCCAGCAGUUGAGCCGAGUCAACGUAAAAAACACAAGUCGAAUGUCAGUUCGACAGUCAAAGCUCCAGAUCGUUUCAAGUCAAUCAUUCAGAAGAAAGACGAAGCAUCGGCUGCUCUGAAUAAUAACAAUCUACGUAGAAAGUAAACGUUUAUAACUACCAUAUAGUCAUCACAAACGAUAAAAUACAAACAAAGUCAUUUUGACAAUCUCAUGUUGAGAUCCCACUAUUAAAAUUUGAAUGAAAUUGCGCUGUGCUCAAAGUCAUUUACAUAGAUAGCGAAAACCUUUUAUUGACUAAAUGGUAUUCAGUCGACGAUUAUAUGAACCGCUUAAAAUAAAAUCUGAUUGUGUUUGGAUAUAGCAAUAUUUUCCUACUGUGGGAAAGAUAACUUUAACGAUCAAGGGGCAACUUAGUACAAAUAUUGCCGAAAAUACCGGAUAGUACCCAACGUAGCAAAAAUACCACCGACGAAUUUCAAAUUGUAGAAAAAUGAAGGAAACGAAAUGAUGGGAGUGUUUGUAUGUAUCGGUGUUUUUGUGGUUCUUUCGGUACUUCCCGGUAUUUCUUUGGUCUCGUCGGUAUUUUGGUAUUAAUUUGCCCCUUGUUAACAUGCGACAAUAAUUUAACCCGACAUUAUUGGUUUAUUUUAAGCGGUUUCCUCUGGCUUAGAGGCUUUCGGUUGUCAUAUUCUAUAGAUGACGUAUAACAUAGAACCCAUUUUUCGUCAAUAGAAUCUCUUUUAGUGAAAAUUACAUAAAAAUAAAAUUACUCCAAGUGUCGUUUGAUGAACAUUGAUAAAAAUUAAGUAGCAUAGUGAACAAACAGUACAAUGUUUUUGUAUUGAUACAUGAAAACCAGGGGCUUUUAUGUUAAAAUGAAUACUACGAUUUCAGUAAAUAUUGAAACAUAAUGCUGAAUAUUCAAUGAAUAUUGUAUGUAUAUAAAGAAUAUACACAAAUAAAUGUGUAUAAUUGCAUAAAUUUGAUGAAUAUUUCGUGAAUAUUUCGUGAAUAUUUCCUGUAUAUAUGAAAUAUACAUAUUUUGUCAUUCUCUUUAGUGCGGACUUUCUUCGUUCCUGUGUCGCUUACUGUGAAUAUUCACAACAUACAGUAGAAAAUACGAAAUAUUCACUAGAGAUUUAUGCCGUAUAUAUGAUGAAUAAGACGUGUAUAUUGUGAAUAUUAUGUGAAUAUUUCGUAUAUUCAUAUACAUAAAAGC
Contarinia nasturtii (swede midge) is the source of this 2330-nucleotide messenger RNA. RefSeq lists its product as uncharacterized. Bases 68 to 1255 code for a protein of 395 amino acids. Lineage: Eukaryota; Metazoa; Arthropoda; Insecta; Diptera; Cecidomyiidae. The record is from RefSeq and is a predicted model, not a curated record. The transcript has 8 exons.